Molecule: messenger RNA, 9135 nt
Organism: Homarus americanus (American lobster)
Lineage: Eukaryota; Metazoa; Arthropoda; Malacostraca; Decapoda; Nephropidae
Gene: dikar
Product: titin-like
Exons: 15
Coding region: 133-7359 (2408 amino acids)
Biological process (GO): chromatin remodeling
Cellular component (GO): CERF complex
Molecular function (GO): protein binding
Source: RefSeq, a predicted model, not a curated record
AAAGGUAAAAAGUGUGCAAAGAUAAUGAUAUUGAAGUGAUAUUCUGAAAAUUUGAAUUUUGGGCGACGCCUUCGAUCCUUCUGCGAAGGCUGCCGUGUCCAAAGUGGGGAAGCAGCGCGCUACCAAGGAAACAUGGAAACUAUGCCGAUCUCGUGGUGGCGUGAGGGUAAUAUCCAGUCAUGGUGGGAGCUACCGAGUAUUGCCCACUUCUGCUCACUCUUCAGGGCCGCGUUCGAUCUUCUUGACUUCGAUAUCGAGGAGUUAGAGGAAGCACUACUGACCGAUGGGUUGGAUGACACAGGGAGCCCACUGCUGGUGGAGCUGACAGUACGCCUGGUGCAGGGCUGUCUCCCGGGCAAAACAGUCAAUGCCACCAAUUAUCAGAGUUACUUGAGGAAGCUCUUCAAACACAGAUGUCAGGAGGAUCCUACCAGAGAAAAUUUAUUUGUGGAGGGGGAUAUGAGAUGGCUCCCCUUACGACGAAAAGUAGAAAUCCUUCAUGCCCUCUGUGACUUCAGAUUAGAAGCUGAAGAUGUUCUUGAUCUCUUAAAAAAUUUAGAAUCCGACAGUUUACGGGUGGAGCCUCUUGGGUACGAUGACACUGGCUCCACUUACUGGUAUUUUUACGGCACCCGACUCUAUAGGGAAGACCACUCACUCUAUCACCCACACAGACGGAAACCAAAGGAUAAAGACAAAGAAAAAGAAGAUAAAAGAAAAAAGAAACGGAAGAAAAAAGGCCACAAAAAUGAUGACACUGAUGAGGAAGCAGACACACCAAAACCUGUUUGGCAGGUUCAGUGUUUCUCUGAGGAGGACUGGAACAUUCUUGCAGAAAAGUUUGAGGACUGUGCAUCCAAGCUGGAGCGUAGUUUGUUACAGACACUUCGAGAAGACUUCCUCCCAGAGAUCCCACGGCUGUUCCAGGAGAAGGAGAAGAUUCAAAGGAAGCGCAUGAUGGAGUUUGCUCCAAGAAGAUCAUCUGGGCGGGUACAAAAGUUAAAAGAGAAAAGAGAGGAGGAGGAGAAGAAGAUGGCGAUAGAAAUUGUUGAGCAGGAAAAAAGAAGACAGUUGGAAGAAGAGAAAAGGAAGAAGAAGAAAGAGGAGGAAUCUUUGGCAGCUGAAAAAACUGAAAAGAAAAAUGUGCGUGAAGUUCUGAAGGAAGAAGUGAUACAGGAAAAAUCAUCACCGCCAAAAAUUAACAAGUCGCCACGAGAGAGAAAGAGAAGUGAAGGUCAUGAUAUUAAAUGUAGAGAAAAAGAGAAAGUGGAAACAAAAGUUGAAGUGAUUGAGAUUACUGAUCCAUCAGAUCAUAACGAGGACUCUUGGGAGGAACCAGUGAGAAAAGUUAGAAUGGGUCGACCAAGAAAGAAUAGUACAGAAGAACCUGAGGAAAAAGUUAAAAGUGGGCGAGGAAGAAAGCCGGGCCGUGGGAGAAAGCCAGGAAGGAAACCCGGGUCACACAAACAGAUUACAAGAGAAGAAGUCACGGAUGAUGAGGUUGAAGAGAGUACCAAGCCACAGGUUUACAGUGGACGAAAAACCAACAAUUCACUGUCAUCAGUGGCGUUUUCACUUAAUCAUGCUACAGUAGUGCCUGAGCCUGCUGUUACUAAUGUCAAUUCCGUCACAUCACCGCCCACCAAAAAGAAAGUGAAAAGUGCGCACAUGGUCUUACAAACGGAGGAUGACUUACGUACAGGUAUGUACAAAGUUCUUGAGCACCUCCGGGACCAUGAAGAUGCUUGGCCGUUUCAUGACCCAGUUGAAGAAGAAUAUGCACCCAAUUACUAUGCAGUUAUCCGGAGACCCAUGCACAUCACUAGGAUGGAGGAGCGCCUGGAUGCUGGGUUCUACUCCAAUCUUAAGAUGUUUGAGGGAGACUUCAAACUUAUGAUGGACAACUGUAAACUUUAUAAUGGUCCUGAGAGUGAAUACACACACAUGGCUUACACACUGGAGAAGGUGUUUGCAAAGCUCAAGGCUAAAUAUCUUGAAGCUGACCUGUCUUCUGAUGAAGAAAUGUACAUAGACAUGAGUUACCAGCAGGCAGCAAAGAGAAAGAACAAAAGAAGAAGUAAUAGUGAUGAAAAAGAAAACACUAGAAUAGAUGGAGGAAAGGUAACACCAAAAAAAAGAGGCCGCAAGAAAAAGAAAGUCGGCAGGAAACCAAAAGAGAAACAUUAUAAUGAUUUGAACACAACACCAGAGAAAGAAAAGGAAUGGAAGAAGAGUAAGUUUGGCAGAGAAAAAGACAAAGACAGGGUGAAGAAUAAAGACAAACCAAAGAUUGAUGAAUAUGAAUUUCGUGAUGACGACGAUGAUGAUGAUGAUGAAGAAGAAGAUGAGGAUGAGUUUGAGGAGCCUCCACUUCUAGUGAGGGAAGAUCCUUACCCUGAGGAUGAUGAAGAUAUGGAUGAAGAUGAGGAAAUGCCAGAUGAACCUCCUCACUCCAUUGUUGACGAUUCUCACAAAGAAGAAGAACCCGUAGUUGUUAAAAAUAAAGUGGGAAGACCCAGAAAAGAAGAUGUAAACAAAAAAGUGAGUACUGAUGCAGUUGAUGAUGAAGAGGAAGAUGAUGAUGAUGAUAUGGAACCUGACGUGUGUUUGUAUUAUAACAAUAUUGAUGAUAGAAGUGAUGAAGAAGAAAAUGACGACGAAAAGAGUAAUGCUGACUACUUAAAUGAAAGACAUAAUGAACUCUUUGGUGAAAUAGAUGAUAUAGAAGACGAUGAUGAUGAAGAAGAACAGGAGGCAGAAGAGGAGACAGUAGUGAAAUUAAAUGAGAAAACUAAACAUAAUCAUUCAGGGAAACAGGGUAAAAAGAAAAGCGGAUCGGUCAAAGAUAAAGAGAAAAAGAAGCACAAACACGGUGACAAGCAUGAGAAGCAUCACCACCAUCACCAUCAUCACCAUCACCACCAUAAAAGCAAAUCAAAAGAGGGAAAACAUCACAAGAAGAAAAAUAAGCAUGCUAUAGAGAAGGACGGAAAGAAGAUAUUGAAAGUGGAGGACGUAUACGACUACUCCGAUGAAGAGGAUCAGGGAGAGAACUUGGAGGAGACGGAGGGAGGCAAAGUUGCGGUGAAAACCAAAGAAGAAGUGGGUAAGAAAAAGAAGAAAAUCAAACAUCGAGGAAAACACGAGAAGCAUGGGAAGCACCAUGACAAACAGGACAAGCACGAGAAGCACAAAGAAGGGAAGGUGAAAGAGGGUAAGAAAGAAGGAAAAAAGAAAAACAGCAAGAAAAAGAAGAUCCCAGCAAAGAAUAUGGCAGCCAUCGAUGCCUUGUCUGCAGCGACGGAACAAACUCUGAAGGAUAUAACAACUAUGCUGGAUGAUUCCAACGUGCCACGCAUUAGUGAAUACUCCUCUGCCAGCAACUCUCCUUCCCAUAAGGUUACAGCUGAGGAAUUUGAGGCCAUUGCAUACAAAAUUGAGGCUGAAUAUAGAAGAAAAUUGAUGAUGGAUGAACCCAAGGAUAAAGAUAAGAAGGCCCACAAAAAGAAGAAAAGGAAAAAUGGUAAUGGAGGAGACGGAGAAGAAGAACCAAAGAAGAAAAAAUUGAAAAAGGAGAAGAAGCCAGAAAAUGAAAAGGAGAGUUUAGAUAACACAAAAGAACUCUUUAAAGACAUUAAGGAUGGAAGAAUAAAACCAGGAGCUAUUAUUAAAUCUAAAGAUAUAGCUAAGAAAGAAGGUGUUGUUAAAAAGGAAACCAAAAGUUCUUCAGAGGGUAAACCAAAACCCAAAACCAACCCUUUUGGUAAGAUCAACAAGCAAGAACAUUCAAAGUUGACCACACUCAUAGCAAAAGCCAAAGAGUCACGAAUUGGACUUGUACCAAACAGCGAGGUAGGGGAUAGUCCCAAACUUAGUCUAGGCAGUAUUAUCCUCUCAGGUGACAUUGGCACAGGUAUGAAGUCAUCUCAUGAAGCUAACAGCACUGAUGAAGAAGAGAAAUGGGAAUCAAAAGAGAAGUGGGAUAGCCCAUGGGAAAACAGGUGGGAAAAGUUACCAGAAAAGGAAGAAAUUCCAUCUGUUAGAGAAGAAGAGUUAAAAGAAGAGAUUCCAGAGGUAGAUGAUUUCCCAGAAAGGAUGACUGAGGAGCCACCCCCAACACCCAGGGCUCCUGAGAUUAAGCAAGAAAGAGCAACGCCUAACCUGAGUGCUUGGUUUAAAGCAUUUGGCACCCCCAAGCUGACUUCUGCUGGCCCGAAGAAAAUGCCAGAUGACCAGAUGGACAGUCCUAAAGAAAUGGAUGAUUCAGAAAUCAUUAAUGUUGAUGAUGAGGGUGAAGUAGAGGAGACUGAGCCAAUUGCACUGGAUGAACCACCACCCUCCCUGCUGCCACCACCAAGUCCUGAACCUCCAGUGUCUCCCGAGCCACCAAUCUCUCCAGAGAAACCUCCGGAGACCCCGUGGUAUGAAAAGCUAGAUGAGAAACUGGAAGAUGAACCGAUCUGGAAGAAAAUGAAGAUGGGAGACCAAGAUUAUGAGAUUCGGGACUGCAGUAUGCCUGAUGAGGAAGAUGACCCUUACAAGUUUGAAGAGGAAGAGUUAGAUCGUGCUCGAGAAGAAGCUAAAAAACUUGAGGUUGAGCGACAACGAAAGGCCUCGGUGUCAUCUUCGGGUGUAUCUGACCGCUCGCCACUCAAUCACAGCUUUGAUUCUGAUCGAUCUCCUGCUGCAUUCUCAUCGGAGGGUGAACGCUCACCAAUGACUCGGUCACCCCAUACUCCAGGAUUUGGUUCUAAGCAAUUUUCACCAGUGCCAGAAAAGUCCCCAAGUGUACCUGCAUAUUCUCCAAGAUAUGAAACUUCCUUAUCAAAACCAUUCCCAUCAUAUGAUCCAGAAAAAUCCAAAUAUCAGGCUAAUGGGGCUCUAAAAGUGGGUUUCUACCAAGACAUGACAGACAAACCUAAUACUGACAAACCAGAGAAGAAGACUGUGGAACAAAAACCAGCCGAGUCACCAGUUUACAGUCCCACUGUGCCAUACAUGAGUUCCUUUUAUCCCAGUAAAGCUGAAGCAAGCAAAAAACAAAAAUCACCUGCAGGCUAUGCAAGUUUUUAUAGCUCAUCUGAUUCCAGUUUAGACAAAGCAAAAACUCCCCGUUACUACUCAGCUUCUGCUCCAGCCACACCUACAGACAAGCCAUCCCCAGCUUCAUUAACAACUGACUCUACUGAAAAGCCCAAGCCACAAUAUGGUUACUACUCAUAUGACACAACCAAACCCUUAACAGAUCAGUACAAAAAUACUGGAUCUGUACCACCUCCUCAGUCACAAAAGAAGCCACCAGGAUAUUAUAAUGUUCAAGAUGGUCCAAAGAAGCAGCCUUCUUUAUCCCCAGCUGCCCAACCUGGUCCAUUAUCUAGUGAUUUAGCAUCUCCUGGGCAGGUUUCAAUACCAACACCAAGCCCAGUUGUGCCCAGUAAAUCUGAAAUGCAACCUCUUAAAAAGAGAGCAGCUAUAGAUCGCAGUAGUCAAGAUUUCCCUCCCAGUACAUCAGUUCCAGUUACAGUUCCAGUUACAGUUGGAGUGGAUGCCACAGUUGGUGGACCCACACCACCCUGGACAGAACCAAAAUCUGUAGAGGAUACUGUAAGUACAAGUAGCACAGCUCCUCCCAAUGUAACAAUACCAUUUUCUCCACUUCCUUCUGCACUGCCUGCCAACUUGGCCAAUUUAUCCCAGAUUGUAUCCCGCAUCACUGAGCCAGAAGCUAGUAGGCCUACUGCUGAAAAAGAUUCAGCCAAAACUCCUGCUGAACCUCAGCUAGCUCCUUCAACAUACCCUACUCCUGACACUGCUGUAGGGAAGGCUUUGCCAUCUCCUAUGUUUGGUGUAACUGGAGGACAAACUCCCACACAAAGUCAGGUUAUAGAUUUAGAACGUAGUGGAAUAAGUUCUGUUAAUGAAUUAAGUGAUUUGCAUCCACCAAGUUUAUCUGUUGUUGCAAGAGUCUCACCAGCUGAAUUGGCCCAGCAAUUAGAGGCAGAACAACUCCAGGACAGAUCAAUGCAACCAAAUUACCAUCAGCAGAUUACCAGCCCACACAUGCAAACUCAGCCUGGUCUUGCCUCACCACAACAGUUGUCCAAAGGUCCACAAACUCCUCAGUCCCAAUUACAUAGUGGUCCACAGCCUCCAGUAGCACACCAAAAGCCCACAGAGGGUACUCGUCCUGCUAGCCGUGACUUGCCACCUGCUCAUGCCACUGAUAAGUCACACAUGUACCUGCAACAGAAGAGUAUGUGGGGUACCAGUUUGGCAACUAGCUUGGCCUCUAGCCUUGCUUCCAGCUUGCCAUCAAGUAUUGUCACAAGUUUGGCAACAAGCUUAGGAACUAAUUUAGCAACCACUUCAGUAAUUGCUUCCUUGCAAAAAAUGGGAUCCUUGCCAGCUGAGCGUCUCACUCAGGAUCGACUGGCUCAUGAACAUCUAGCUCAGCUCGAUCGUGCAGCUUUUGCUACUCUUGCCAGUCGCUCAGGACAAGCAAAUUUAUUUUCUCAUGAUAUUUUGCAGAGAGGGUCAGUUAGUUCCGGACAGACUCAGGUAGGAAGUGGGUCAAGCAGUGGAGGGUCUUCAGGGGGAGGUAGUUCAACUGGAACUCCAGCAUCAACAGGUCGAUCUGCUUCUAGUUCUGGUAGUGCUGCAGGAGGAUCAGCAACUGCAGUCAGCAAUAGUGUUGAGUUAGGUAUUGGACGUUCAUAUGCCAAUAUGAUGACAGGACAGUCAUCUCCGCUAUUUGGCCGUGGGGAAGGUGCCCUCACUCCAGGCUCUUUACCACGUCCGCUUUCUGGCUCCUCUUCUCCAUUCUUACCCCAGUCACCAGGGUUAAGUGCAGCCUUAGGUCUACCAGGAGCACCACGUACUCCAACUCCUGCUCAUCAACAGUCGCAUCAAAGCCUGUCUGGGCUCAGUCAGGGUACUUUCCCAUCCUUAUCACGGGACCCAAGGGACCCCAUUUCUCAGUCCCAUCCAUCUCUUCAGAUCCCCAGUCUUAAUUCUAUAUCCUCAACUCAAGCACAGACUCUCAGUCACCUUAAUGCUGCCAGUCUAGCAUCAUACUCCGGACGAGAUUCUUUGGCACUUAUGAACCAAGGUGGCCGUGGGACACUAGCAAGUGGUCUAGUAGAUCCCACGUCUCAGCUUUACCAGCAGUACCUUACGCAGCGGCAGGCCCAAGAGGAGCUGCUGCUAAGGUCAGCUGGUGCCCACCCCUCCCAGUUGGCUGCCCACCAGUCCAUGAUGCUCCAACAGGGGCUCAUGAGUGCAGCUGGCUACUCAGGCUACCCUCCCUCCCUUGGCCUCAGACCAGGGUCAUAUCAAGGUAUGAACAGACCUUGGCUCUGAAGUUGUAAACCCACCUCAAAACUGCAGGCCCACUAUGGCUACAAAAAGGCCCAUCUUGUUAUCUGUUGAUAUGUUUGGGUUACUUUUAUCCCAAGAUUCCUGUGGUUUUGUUUAGUUUUCCUGUUAAGUAUGGCUUGCAGUUUCAAUGCAUCAGCCAAGUGCAAUAGGUUAAGUUCUUUUCCUUUUUCAAAUAGAGAACUAUUUUUAUAUUACUUUUAUCAGUAUUUAUAGAAUAUUUUUAUUUAUUUACAGUUUUGAAGGCAUUUUUUUUAAUACAAAAUGUGACCCUGUUAAAAUUGUUUUGUUGUGAUUUAAAUAUUAUGCAAAUAGAGGGAAAUGUAUGCUGCCAGUAAAAAUUUUAUUGCAAUAUUUUAUUGUGCCACAUGCAAUGUUGGCAGCUGGGUUUAUCACAAAAUGGGGGCUUAUUGUACAAAAUUGUGAUUUAAAUAUUGAAUGACUUAAGUUUAAUAAUUGAUGUUUUAAUAGCAGCUCUUAAAUUUAACAAUGUACCUGGUGGGAUGAUGCGGUAAACAGCCAAGUUUGUUCUCAUGUAAAUUGAUUGACUUCUGGGAAGUUUACUUCAUAAUACUCAAUACAUUAUUAUCUUAUCCCUAAAAUGUACCUGAAAACAACUGGAAGUGUUUUUGUGUCAAUGCGCCAUAAGGGACCGGAGCGUAAGAUAGCGAGUGUUAUGCAAUGAAUUACCCAAAGUUGGUUAAAGCUGGCUUGUGUUGGAUCUCAUUUUUCUACCCACUGGAAUGGCAGGUGUGGGGUGUGAGUCAACUAGUACAAAACCUGCCUAAGGGUGUUGUCUACCCCUGGUGGCCAGCUAUUACUGUUAACCUGAUGUUGUGUUGUGGCUACCCAGACCUUGAGAGCCUGAGGGUCCAGGGACUACUUACCUUCUCCACUCCUUUGCAUAAUCUAAAUAAACCCCAAAUUGCGAGAUAUUUUUAAAGAGAUACAUUAUACUGUACUGUAUAGGGUUCUGCCUUUCCUGCAACAUGCAUAAUCCAAAUUAAUGUAACAAUUGGUGAUAUUUAUAGUACAGCUUUCCUUGCACAAGAUUAAAUUUCUGAAUAGGGAAUUUUUUACACUUUGCCAUUAUCUUAUAAUUAUUUCAACUUACCUUAUAGUGAAUUUUCAGUUCACAAAUGACAAAAUUCAGUCUUAAAUAUGGGUGGUUUAUGGUGAUUAACUAUCAAUAUAGUAAGGUAUAUAAGUGUACUUCUCAUUCUGUGUCUCUGUCCUGUGACCACAACUUCCCAAGGUCCACAAUGAUAAAUUGUUUUUUUUUAAGUUUUAUUAUAGCUUAAACGGGUAUUGGGAAAGAUCUGUUAAUACCACAAUGUCAGAAUAUCAGUGUUAGUACCACUGCCUGUCAGUACCAUAGCUUGUUAGUACACCAGACUGCUAUUACUACAGUUUGUUGGUGCCAAAAAAAAAAAAAAAAAUUACUUCCAAACCUUAACCCAAUUUGUCAUAUUGAAUCUGUCUGUACCACAGUCUGCAUUACAAGUUUGAUAUGACCAGUGGGUAUAGGUAACCUUAAAGUACUGAUGCCUGUCAUCAUCAAACUGUGUGUAGCUCAGACUUGGAUACCACUGUUGGUCAGUACCAAGAUAGUGUCCCACCGGGGGAGGGGGGGGGGAUGUAGCUGCGGCAUGGGGUGUACAUAGCCUAUUUUUGAACUAUGUGUACAAAUUAGUGAGACUGUAUAUAAUAUGUAUAUAUAUAUAUGACAAAUAAGAAAUAAAUGCUGUUUCUAUACAUACA